This is a messenger RNA of Lontra canadensis (Northern American river otter), 3512 nucleotides long. It is a transcript of the gene PCSK2, whose product is annotated as proprotein convertase subtilisin/kexin type 2. Bases 95 to 2011 code for a protein of 638 amino acids. Gene Ontology annotation, cellular component: trans-Golgi network; Golgi membrane. Gene Ontology annotation, molecular function: serine-type endopeptidase activity. Lineage: Eukaryota; Metazoa; Chordata; Mammalia; Carnivora; Mustelidae. The record is from RefSeq and is a predicted model, not a curated record. The transcript is spliced from 12 exons. Gene Ontology annotation, biological process: protein processing.
UAUAUAUUUUUUUUUAAAUUUGCACCUUUCCUCCGAGUCCCCCACUCCACAAGCUUGCGCGCCUCCUAGCACCACUUUUCACUCCCAGAGAAAGAUGAAAGGUGGCUGUGUCUCCCAGUGGAAGGCGGCCGCCGGGCUCCUCUUCUGUGUCAUGGUUUUUGCAUCUGCCAAGAGACCGGUCUUCACGAAUCAUUUUCUUGUGGAGUUGCAUAAAGGAGGAGAGGAAGAAGCUCGCCAAGUUGCAGCAGAACACGGCUUUGGAGUCCGAAAGCUUCCCUUCACUGAAGGCCUGUACCACUUUUAUCACAAUGGCCUUGCAAAGGCCAAGAGAAGACGCAGCCUACAUCACAAGCAGCAGCUGGAGAGAGACCCCAGGGUAAAGAUGGCCUUGCAGCAAGAAGGAUUUGACAGAAAAAAACGGGGGUAUAGAGACAUCAACGAGAUCGAUAUCAACAUGAAUGAUCCUCUUUUUACAAAGCAGUGGUAUCUGAUCAAUACCGGACAAGCUGAUGGCACUCCUGGCCUUGAUUUGAAUGUGGCAGAAGCCUGGGAGCUGGGAUACACAGGGAAAGGUGUUACCAUUGGAAUUAUGGAUGAUGGGAUUGAUUAUCUGCACCCGGACCUGUCCUCGAACUACAACGCCGAGGCAAGCUAUGACUUCAGCGGCAAUGACCCCUAUCCUUACCCUCGGUACACAGAUGACUGGUUCAACAGCCACGGGACCCGAUGUGCAGGCGAGGUUUCUGCCGCAGCCAACAACAAUAUCUGUGGGGUUGGAGUGGCGUACAACUCCAAGGUCGCAGGUAUCCGGAUGCUGGACCAGCCCUUCAUGACGGACAUCAUCGAGGCCUCGUCCAUCAGCCACAUGCCUCAGCUGAUCGACAUCUACAGUGCCAGCUGGGGCCCGACUGACAACGGGAAGACGGUGGACGGCCCCCGCGAGCUCACACUUCAGGCCAUGGCCGACGGCGUCAACAAGGGCCGAGGCGGCAAAGGCAGCAUCUACGUGUGGGCCUCCGGGGACGGUGGCAGCUACGACGACUGCAACUGUGACGGCUACGCCUCCAGCAUGUGGACCAUCUCCAUCAACUCGGCCAUCAAUGACGGCAGGACCGCCCUGUAUGACGAGAGCUGUUCCUCCACCUUGGCCUCCACCUUCAGCAACGGCAGGAAGAGGAACCCCGAGGCCGGCGUGGCGACUACAGAUUUGUAUGGCAACUGCACCCUGAGGCAUUCUGGGACAUCCGCAGCUGCACCUGAGGCAGCUGGAGUGUUUGCACUGGCUUUAGAGGCUAACCUGGGUCUGACCUGGAGAGACAUGCAGCAUCUGACUGUGCUCACCUCCAAACGGAAUCAGCUUCACGACGAGGUCCAUCAAUGGCGGAGGAAUGGGGUUGGCCUGGAGUUUAAUCACCUCUUUGGCUACGGGGUCCUUGAUGCGGGUGCCAUGGUGAAAAUGGCUAAAGACUGGAAAACUGUGCCUGAGAGAUUCCACUGUGUGGGAGGCUCCGUGCAGGAUCCUGAGAAAAUACCAUCCACUGGCAAGUUGGUGCUGAGCCUCACCACCGAUGCAUGUGAGGGGAAAGAAAAUUUCGUCCGCUAUCUUGAGCACGUCCAAGCUGUCAUCACAGUCAAUGCCACCAGGAGAGGAGACCUGAACAUCAACAUGACUUCCCCGAUGGGCACCAAGUCCAUCUUGCUGAGCCGGCGUCCAAGGGAUGACGACUCUAAGGUAGGCUUUGACAAGUGGCCUUUCAUGACCACCCACACGUGGGGAGAAGACGCCCGAGGAACCUGGACCCUGGAGCUGGGGUUUGUCGGGAGCACACCUCAGAAGGGGGUGCUGAAGGAGUGGACACUGAUGCUGCAUGGCACGCAGAGCGCCCCUUACAUCGACCAGGUUGUGCGGGAUUACCAGUCCAAGCUGGCCAUGUCCAAGAAGGAGGAGUUGGAGGAGGAGCUGGACGAAGCUGUGGAGAGAAGCCUGAAAAGCAUCCUUCAUAAGAACUAGAGCCGCAGCCGGGCCUCGACUGCCUCCCUCCCUCCCCCAUCUCUGCCUCUCUGUCCUCAUUCCACAUUCUGUCAGGAACCUAGCAAUUACUGUCACUCUCUCAUAAGCGAUUCCAACCUCUCAAUCUGAAGCUUCACUCACUGUCAAUGAUUUUUUUUGUCGCAAUGGACGCAAUCUUUUUACUUCUGUGCCCCAAAUACAGUGUUCCCACCAAAACCUCUGUCCUAUUUGUGACUCUAAAGUUCUUUAUUUGUGUCAUUCGGAUAGGCGAUAGCCAGCAAACAAAACUGGGACAGUUUCCCCUCCAUUUUGUUCCUAUCUGAGAAGAGAAUGCAUGUAAAAAGCCACAUGCAGUGACUCCAAGAGCAUUUAUUCGUGGUCUCAGCUGAGGACCUGCUACACAAAAAGGGAAAGAUAAUAACAGAAGGUAAGCUCUGAAUGUCUAAAGCACAAAAGAUGCUGUAGGUCCUUUGGGGGAAAAUGUUUGGAAUUUAGCAAGAUUUUUCAGUGACGUAGAUGAAGGUAGGGUGAUGCACAAUUCGCCAUCCAUGACAGCCCUAAUCACUGGCUGGGGAAGAGAGGGUCAAAAAGCAUGAGCGUUGGAAAUCGUUCCACCAACACCAACAGCAUAACUUGUCCUACUCAGCCAGCGUGAUCCAUGUAAAAACCUCAGUAGCGUGGCUGUCCUUUCACCAGCUGCUCUUCUGUCACGGUAGAAUCUGCUAGAGAAGCCCAAAUUAUUCCGUUUGUAUAGAAUUCAUCCCAGCCCCAAUUUUCUGGGGUUCCUCACAUAGCUAUCCGAAAGAAAAAAAGGCGAGGGAAGUCUGGCAACACGCCUAGGAAAGAAUAGCUCGGUGGCUUAGAACACAGGAACGUUCCUCUUCCUCAAUCACUUUGGAGCUUCUGAAUCUGAUGUGAGUAGUGAGAUGAGUAUUUUGGGUGCACAUACACUUGGGCUUUGAUCUCUAAAACAUAUGGUUGUGGUUCUUUGAUGCGUUGGGGAAAUGGCCUCCAUUCUGGAAGAGGUGUGUGAAGGGUGAAGGGGAUGUGUCUGAGGAUGCGGACCGUCAUUUGUGUGGAGCCUCUUCUGCCAAAGGGGGGACAUGCUGACCCAUCCCCUAGCAACAGGGGGCCGAAGGAAGCAAGAGAAGACCUCCAUGGGGAAAGCACACAGUUACCAUCUUGACAACUGAGCAACCCCUGAAGAUGUUUAACAGGCAACCCAAAGGUGACACACUCCUCCCCCUGCUGACCCCGCAAGACACAGCACCAUUUCAUUACCAAAUAGAAAUGCUUUCUAUUGGACCCAUCAUCGCUUUGUUUUUUAUCCCAAGGAUUGGCCCCUUUAUGGGUUUGAUUUGAUUCCGGAGAACUGAUCGACCACUUCUGGCUGCAUUUCUCCCUUCCUGUGGGAGCAUGUGGCUAAAGCUCAGAGUUCCUUUCCUUAAAGCCAGCAACGCAAGGGCACUAAGUUCCAUUCUUUGGAGGUGGCGACUUUAAG